AAUGAAGUUCGAGUAGGAGUUCUUUUUUCUUUUUUGAUUAUGAUAUCAAAAGAUGAGUCAAUAAACGCAUUGCGUGUGCUUAAUUUAAUAGUGAGAGAUAUUAAUGUUUGUGUCGAAUGGGUAGCUUGUGCUUAGGAAUAAGUUUGAGUUAUUUUGAAAGUAAUUGUCAUGGAAAGUUCUUACAAAGAAUGAUGUUUAUUGGCGCGAGAAUUAAUGCAUCGAAUGACAGAAGUGGAAUUAUUACGGCUUUUUAUCUGCCGCCGGAUUCUUUUAUGGAAUUAGUUGUGAAUAAUAGUUCCUUGGAAAGAUGAUUCAGUGAAAUUUGUAAUUCAAGGAGUAUUUCUUGGAUUGCUGGCCAAUCAGAUAAGAAAAAGUACCAAUCAUAGUGAUGAGAUUGUUUGUAGAGAAAUAACAUUAAAUAUGUGCUUUAAAAGGUGACAUUUGUUUGGCAUUCUUCAGCGCUUAAUACCAUCUUUUAAUUAAAUACAUUAAUUCACUAAAGAAAGAAAAUGUCUAUAAAUCCUGGACAAGAAACCGGCAUUUUCCCUUUAAACCCUACUUUGGUCAUCAUAAUUCUUUUCAAAUUAUUUUCAUUCGCUUUCCUGCUGUUUCAAUACUUUUUCUUGGACAAGUUGUUGGGAAUCGACGAAGACGAUUGUAGCGAGUAUGACGGAUCAUCGAAAACACUUCAAGAUGGGUUACACAAAUGUAGCUACUCUUAAAAUGGGGAAUUUAUCUUAAGAAGACAAUGCCCCAAAGGGAAGGUCCGCUUUGGACGCGCCUCCUGCUAACAGUGGUGGCGAUAGCUGCCACUGUGCAGGUAUGCUAUGGACAAAGGCGGACAAAGCGGACAGCUAUUAUUCCAGGAGACAUCAUGAUUGGAGCAUUGUUUUCAGUUCAUCACCAACCAGGACAAAAACAGGCCCAGUCGAGAACUUGUGGUGAUAUUCGUGAACAAUACGGCCUACAGAGGGUGGAGGCUUCAUUUCAGACCAUUGAUGAAAUUAAUAGAAAUGAAACUUUACUGCCAAAUGUCACUCUGGGCAUAGAAAUAAGAGAUUCCUGUUGGUACUCGCCGAUCGCUUUGGACCAAAGCAUAGAAUUUAUUCGAGAUGCCAUUAAACUGGAUGAUAUUCAGGAUGGUAAUUUAACUUCUACGCAGGCAGAUGUCUUGCCGGAUUGUGCAGUUAAGCCGGUGAAGACAAAGAAGAACCUAGUCGGUGUCGUUGGACCGGGAUCGAGUACCGUAACCAUCCAAGUCCAGAAUCUUCUCCAAUUAUUCAACAUUCCCCAGAUUGGAUAUUCCGCUACGAGUCGAGAUUUGAGUGAUAAGAGUUUCUAUAAGUAUUUUCUGCGGGUCGUUCCUUCUGACUUUUAUCAGGCGCAAGUGAUGGUAGAUUUAGUCCGAGCCUACAACUGGACAUAUGUGUCAACUGUUCAUACGGACGGUAAUUACGGGGGCAGCGGCAUGGAUGCUUUCGUGAAGCUGGCCCAUGAGGCAGGUAUCUGCGUGGCAGCCAGUGACUCUGUCCUGAGUCACGCUGAGGACUACGUCUUCGACCAGAUCAUCCGCAACCUUCAGAAGUACCCCAACGCGAAGGUGGUGGUGUGUUUCUGCGAGGGGAUGACGGUAAGAGGACUGCUCAAGGCCAUCAGAAGACUGAACGCCACCGGAGAGUUCCUGCUCAUCGGAAGCGAUGGAUGGUCCGACCGGAACGACGUUACGGAAGAAUAUGAAAAAGAAGCGCUUGGCGGAAUUUCCAUCAGGAUUCACUCCACGUACGACCACAGCUUCGAUCCCUAUUACUUCUCCCUCAAGCCUCAUAACAACUCCAGGAAUCCAUGGUUCAGGGAGUUCUGGGAAUACAGAUUCAACUGCUCUCUGCCGAAUGGAUCCGGGAAAUACAAUAAGACCUGUUCUGGCUAUGAAGAUCUUCGAGAACGGUACAAGCAAGACACCAAGAUGUCUUUUGUGAAGAAGGCCAUCUACACGAUGGCAUACGGUUUGCACGACAUGCAGAAAGCAAAGUGCAACAACUCCGGCCUGUGUCCUGAGAUGUUACCACUCAACGGUUCAUUGUUUCUUCAGUACUUGCUGAACGUCAGUUUUGUUUGGGAAAAUGAAACGGUGAAGUUUGAUGAAAAUGGCGAUCCUCCUGGAAGAUAUGACAUCAUGAACUUUCAAUUCAUACCUGAAAAUAACUCGUAUGAUUACAAACACGUCGGUUCUUGGGAUAGCGGCGAGCUGGACAUAUUCCAAUCCUUUCGCUGGAACCCGAAGCACAUUCCAAACGGAUUAUCAAUACCUGAAUCCGUAUGCAGCAAGCCGUGUGAGAAAGGAAAAGCGAAGAGCAUUCAAUCCGAGAGUGUAAAAUGUUGUUGGGUCUGCGUGGCUUGUAAAGAGAAUCAAUUUCUGGAAGAUGAAUUCACUUGCAAGGAUUGCGAGCUAGGAUGGUGGCCGAAUGAAAAUCUUACAGACUGCGACAGAAUCCCUGUUGAUUACAUCCAGUGGAGCGACAGCACUGCUAUAGUGUCUUUAACGAUUGCCAUCCUGGGAAUGAUUGCAACGUUCUUCACCAUGGUUGUUUUCAUUAUGCAUAACAACACUCCCGUGGUCAAGGCGUCCACCAGAGAACUCUCUUAUGUCAUCCUUGUUGGCAUGUAUUUCUGCCACAGCUGCACAUUUCCCCUGCUGGCCAAACCAACUCAUACCUCAUGUUUCUUGACCAGGAUAAUGCCAGGUCUUAGCUUUGCCAUGAUGUACGCAUCCCUAGUCACGAAGACAAACAGGAUAGCCAGGAUUUUGGCUGGAAGCAAAAAGAAAAUAAUCACCAAGAAACCUCGUUUCAUGAGCGGCACAGCUCAAGUUGUUAUAACCUGGCUACUUAUAUCUGUCGAGUCCAGUAUAAUUGGUGCAAUGUUAGUUCUUGAGCCGGCAGAUUCCAUGUACUCUUACCCAUCUUUGGACAAGGUUGAGCUUGUAUGCAAUACAACGCCUUUGGGAAUCAUAGCUCCCCUAGGUUUCGAUUUCUUCCUCAUUGCUAUGUGUACGGUCUAUGCUGUCAAAACGAGAAAUGUCCCCGAAAAUUUCAAUGAAGCUAAAUUUAUAGGUUUCACGAUGUACACAACCCUCGUUAUUUGGGUUGCAUUUGUUCCCAUUUAUUUUGGCAGCAAUUCAAAAGUGAUUACGUUAUGCCUGUGCAUCAGUUUCAGCGCCAUUGUGGCACUCGUGCUGCUGUUUUUUCCCAAACUGUACAUCAUUUUAUUGCGACCCGAAAAGAACAACAGGAGCGCUUUCACGACGACAAAAGAUGUCAGGUGCCACAUAGGUAGAGGUUAUCCUUCUGCUGCUACGGUUUCAAGAAAUUCAUCUCAUUCCACUUCAGAAUUCAGCUUAGAAUCACCAAGAAACCUUUCUUUGGACCUCGUGCACAAGAACCCGAAACCUGAACCUACUACUCGACGUCCCAGCAUGAACCUCUUCGUUCGCCUCCGAAUCAGCAAACAAGAUAAGAUUGCUGCCAAUGUAGCUCAGCAUAUCCGAGCAGUCCGCGCAGCAGAAGCCCUGGAUCGUAGAACUCGUCUCAGACGUACCGAUUCCUUCAACUUCCCGGGAAUUCCUUCCACAAUUCUCCCAGUACAGAGAAGCACAUCCAGUGGCGACGAUUCCCCGGGAGGCCAUGACAAAAAGAGACUAGUUGGCAUGAUAAAGCAUGCGUACACCGAAGACGUCAUUGAAGAAAUGAGAUCUCAAGUAGAAGACGUCGCGUGCCAAACUUCUUAUGAUUUGCUGGAGGCUUUGCUGCCAUCCCUGAGAAGGCGUGUUAUGCGAUCAGAAACAUCCAUGACGACUGAUGAUGAAGACCUAAGGUAUUCUGGCACGCCUUGUAAGAUGGGCGCGUGCCAUCACAAGCGUCCACCCUACAGCGAUGGAGGGAGGCAUUAUUCGAUGUGUGAUUCAACCCAUGGGGCGAUGAAUCCAGCUUAUGACACGACCAGUUUUACAUCAAGAAGUUCUUGCAGACCAAGGUCCAGGAAUAGACACAGAAGCGACGGACGGGAGGACAGAGUUGAGGUCGAGUAUAAAAUCCCAAGUGAUAGUGAUUUGCUUGAUUAUGAAGUGGAAGAGGUGAUAUCCUUGAAAGAGAUGAAGAAAUCAAAGGCCAUGCAGCUAUUGGGCAAAAAGGGACAAUACAACAAACUCCAAGCCAUGACUGGAGAUGUAGCAUCCUUGUGCCUGCCACAUGAGGGUGUCUCCGAAGCCAGUUUUUCGCCAACGGUUAGCCAAGAUAGCUUAAUCGACGCCACCUCGUCUAUUGUGGAAGAGAGUGCUAGCACCGGCAGUGACGAGACAUCAGGAAGUGCUGUCUACAAGAAUAUCAUCAUCAAUUUAGGAGGAAAUCAAGACAAGAGGCCUUUCAGUGCGUCUCAAAGCUCAACCACUUCUGCUGCAAAUUUAAGUAUGUUGCCAACUAUAGUAGACUCAAGGAUAUCCCACUCACAAGAAAAUGUAAACGAUGGCGGUAAGCAUUCCCCCGAUGUUUCAAAGUGGAAUUCUCCGAAUGGGAAUCCAAAGGGACUGGCAAUGUGAAGAUACAAUUAGUCUAGUGUAAUAUGAAUGUUCUCUUUGGUGUGUAUGACGUUUAAGAUUGAAUUCAAAUCGUUUUGUGUAUGUGCAUUUUGUAAGACGUUUUAUGUGAAAUGAACAAGUGUAUUUUCGUAGAAGAGGAUACUAAUGGUUUAAUUAUUGAAAUGCCACUAUGUUGGCUUAUAAGUGAGUUUAUGGGGCCAGUUCCAUAGUUCAGCAUUUACAAACAAAUAUUACUGUUUCGUUGAAAACAUAUAUCAGUUUACGUUUCAGUAUUACAUACACAUUUUAACGUUGAUUUUCUAAGGUUAUGCUGGAACAACAUAUCAUAUAUUUAUAAACAUAAUGUAACAAUAAUAGAGUUUUCAUUUUUAAUGUUUAAUUUACGUUUCUUAUCAUUAUAUUGUAUCUUGUGUUUUUUUUAAUGUCUUGUAGUUUUUAAAUACAUUCGCGAUUUGUUUUUUCCCUCAAAUAGAAUACACAUUUAUAGAAAACAAGCACAAUAAUCUAUUGAUGAUAACAUUUUGCACCAUUUUUCUUACACUAAGCUUUUGAAAUUUUCGUAGAGUUUAAUAAUCCAUAACGUAAAAAGCUAACCAAGACGCUCAAAAUUUGUACUUGCCUGAAGUUAGAGUUUUGACUCAAAACAGUUUUAUUGAAAAAAAAUAUCAUAUUUUUUACAUAACAUGCUUGUUCAUAAAGGUAAAGUAAUCUGAAACACCUUUGUUUUUGAGAUCUCGAUUUCAUAACGCAUUAUAUAGAAAAAAGAAAAUGAACUGAAAUUCCUUUACAUACAUAACAUUUUACGAUCACAAAAUAUGAUUAGUCUACAUUAUUGAAUUCCAACUAUUACUCUUCUCAUUCUAUUUCCAACGAAUUAAAUUUUUAAAAAGUGGCAAACAUUUUAUUAAAAGUAGAAUUGAAAUUAUUAAAUUUGUCCAGAGAUUUUACCGGAGCUCAUCCAGGUAGCACAGCCUGUUACACAAUAUUAUACAAUAUUGUGCGAUUUUAUAUGAUAUUAAGUCAUAAACCUGACUCUCCGACCCUCCAGAAGGCACACGGAUAAAUAAUAUUGAAUGACCGAACCACCGCAACAGCAACACUGGCAAGAACUGUGGUUGAGUCCUGAAGGCCAUCACCGGUCACGGUGCAACCCUUCUCUAAGGAAGUACAUCCCGUCAUCGAUGGGAGGAGUCAGACCCCCACCUUUUCAUGCACCCUCCAAGGCGACGAGAUCCAACCACUAUGCCAGACGCAUCUCAUCCUCCUUUCGAGGUGACCCUCCCGGAAGGAUAUUAUAUGAAUAUUGAUGAAUGUACAAUAUUUGUGUGCUACUAGAGAAAUGCAAAAAACACGAUUUUAUAAUUUUGGAAUGUCACAAUAAAGAAUCCUAUAGUUUUUGAAUCACAUAAAAAUAUUUAUUUAUUUUGAAUGAAGAUUUUUUAAAAUAUAAAAAUUCUUUAACGAAUUAUAUUUUUUCAGCAAUAAUUAAACUAACAUCUGUUUUAAUUAAUCAAUUUAAAUUUUUCGUUAUUAUAUUUAAGUGCCCAACUACAACAAAUAAGAAUUCGUUCAUAUAUUCAAUUUUGUCAAUUUAAUUUAAAACAAACUGGCCUUUGUAAGAUACAUUUAUUAAAUACUAAUCCAUUCUGUAGACUAACGACAAAUAGGUGAUUCUUGUAAAAAAAAAAUGUUUUUUUUUUUUUAUGUAUUUCACUUUUAAUGAGAUAUUUUAAAUAACUUUAAUACAGACACUGCCAAAUUUUGGCGAUGAACAACCAGAUUAUAUUGUUAAAGUUUUCUAAUGGUUAAAAUGAUAUUUAAUUUUAAUACUAUUCUAAUAGCAUAAAAUUAAAAAAAAACUUUUGAUGACAUAAUUUCGGUUGAAUCAUUUAAUCAAAUACAAAUUUUGUUUAAAAUAAGUGUUUACUUUGCUAACGAAAUUACAUUGGUAAUUUCGUUACUACAUUUCUGUUCCAACAGAAUCGAAUUAUAAUUAUUGCAUUCACUUCUAUAGAGAAUACUUUAGUCAUAUCACAUCCAAUUAUUUCGUGUUUCACGUUUAGUUCUGCUUCAGUGUUGUGAAGGCUUGUAUGUUGAUGUUUAGAUUAGUAUGCAUUUAGCGCUGUUUUUUAUGUAUACAUUCUAGUCACGACAAGCUGCAUCUGUGUUUCAUCUGACUGAAAAUCCUGUACCGACUGUGUUGCUCAUUCAUCCGCAUAUACUAACGCUCAAUGGCUGAUUUAUUAUGCUGUUAUAUGUUUAUAUAUGUAUAUGUAACCGAUACACCAUUAGGAAUAGGAACCGAAAGAAGAAUGUGUUCUUCUAAACUAGAGAGAAAUUGUCGUUUUAAAUCAAUUCUUCUUAAAUAAAAAGGAAUUAUUUAUUCUUUUCAAUCCAUUCUUCUAAAUGAACUAAAAUGGAGUGUUCUUUGGCCCCUGCUUAUAUUAAAAUAAAAUCACUCAUUUUUGUCAUUUCUUUAAUUUUGAAGAAUAAUCUGUUUUUUAUUUUAUUUCUUUUCGUUUUUGUUAUGUCACAGCACAAGAAUAAAGGUUAAUAAAUUAUUAUUAUUUGUUGUUUUGAGUAACAAAAUUUUUAUUCUUUUACAAAAUUACAGGACAUUUUCAUGAUUA
This is a messenger RNA of Argiope bruennichi, 7221 nucleotides long. Its product is annotated as metabotropic glutamate receptor 1-like. The record is from RefSeq and is a predicted model, not a curated record. Gene Ontology annotation, biological process: G protein-coupled glutamate receptor signaling pathway; regulation of synaptic transmission, glutamatergic. The coding region runs from base 749 to 4591 and encodes 1280 amino acids. The transcript is spliced from 12 exons. Gene Ontology annotation, molecular function: G protein-coupled receptor activity involved in regulation of postsynaptic membrane potential; adenylate cyclase inhibiting G protein-coupled glutamate receptor activity. Lineage: Eukaryota; Metazoa; Arthropoda; Arachnida; Araneae; Araneidae. Gene Ontology annotation, cellular component: postsynaptic density membrane.